UAUUCUAGUAGUGUAAUAUUGUUUAGUGAUUGUAAAGUGUAGUGAUUGUUUAGAGCAUUUUAUACAGAAUUGUAAAAAUGUCAGACACCGAACAAAAAGAGGCAAUAGCCGCGCGAGGUCGCGCCAAAGGCUCAAUCACACGUUUAAAAAACAGCUUUGACCGAGAAGCGCUCAUAAAUUCGCCGAUAGAGUUAGUGCAAGCAAAGAAAACUAGGCUUCUAGAAGCCUUUCGCGAAUAUGAGCGCCUCACUAGCAAGGUUGCCUCGCUUUUUUCCUCCCCACCAGCUACUCUCGCCACCGAUGACGAGGAGGUGGAAGAUAACUACAUUUUGUUGAUAGCACAGUUAGAUAGCAUCAUAAAUGUUAUCCGCCUACGGGACAAUCCUCCUCAAGUGAGCGCUACCAGCAGCAGCGAAAAUGGCGUAAGUGUCAAGUCGGAGAACCUCAAACUGCCUCGAGUCGUCAUAAAAACAUUCACAGUUGUCAAACAGCAUCUUGCUGCUCUGCAAAACCUGGGUGAGCCGGUAGAUAAGUGGGAUGCCAUAAUAAUUUGCAUCCUAUCUAAGAAGAUUGACCUGCCUACCUACAGAGCAUUUCAACUGGAGCGAAAUAACAAUGUGUCGCCCACGGUAAAAGAAUUCCUAGGUUACGUGGAAAAACGUGCCCUAGCAUUUGAAAACACUGACGUGCAGAAGGGGCCUUCGCAGAGCUUUGUCAACCAUCCUGUGGCUGCACAAGCAAAGCCGUCCGCGCAUCAGCCUCAGCUGCAAUGUUUAUACUAUUCUUCUGACGCAGAUGAAGAAUAAUGGAGACCAAGCAACCAAACAGCCUAUCGUGACUGCGGGCAGUGCAAGUACUCCGGCACU
This is a messenger RNA of Cydia splendana, 866 nucleotides long. RefSeq lists its product as uncharacterized. The transcript has 3 exons. The record is from RefSeq and is a predicted model, not a curated record. Lineage: Eukaryota; Metazoa; Arthropoda; Insecta; Lepidoptera; Tortricidae. Bases 78 to 806 code for a protein of 242 amino acids.